Molecule: messenger RNA, 1059 nt
Organism: Diplodia corticola
Lineage: Eukaryota; Fungi; Ascomycota; Dothideomycetes; Botryosphaeriales; Botryosphaeriaceae
Exons: 4
Coding region: 1-1059 (352 amino acids)
Source: RefSeq, a predicted model, not a curated record
AUGUUGGCGCCGGAUCCAACAAACAACAACAUGUGUGUCCCCGCCAUUGGCUACAAGUCUGCAGCAUCCUCCGCAGACGCGAACGCAAAACGCCCUGCAGUCCAAAACCAGCUUCCGACCGGAGACUUCGUGCUCAUCCAUGUGGACCUGGUUGACGAUAAGGCCCCGGCGAUAUUCGGAAAGCUGGCAAGUGAGUACAGCUCAUAUGCCCUUCGCUCAAUCAUCUCCACUGUCGUCGAAGCCAAGGCCAUCGACGUCGUCAUGCGCGUUGACAAGAGCAUGAUGACGAGUUUGGACUGGUGGCAAGGUCUGUUUGCUUUGAGACAUAGUCCUAGCAUCGCAUGGCAUAAGACCGACCUCGACAAAGGCCAAGGCUCGGCCUUUUGGUGUAUCUCCGAGAUACAAGUACCGGACGAUGAGAAGACGCUGUGGCGCACGGCGGAUAGCGUUGCUCAUGGCCUUCUAACCGCCGACGUCAAGCUUCCUCUUCCACCCUGGCUUGUCGGGUCAGAAGAGCACGAGAGUUUCUCAAAGACCCAGGUUCAACCAUUCGGCGAGCAGGUUAUGCCGCGUUUCGUGGACCGUGUCGGGUUCGAAACUCCUUGUUUUCCUAUGCUUGGCAUUGAGCUUCAAUGGGUCCCAAGUCUCCUACGUGAGCGAGAUGUGCAGAGAACGAUGCUUCUCAAGACCAUCCCCCCCGUCUCCACCCACACGGCAACCUUCCAUCGCAUUGGGUCCACUCAAGUCUUCAUAAUCCAGCUACGACUCAGCAGACUUUCAAAUGAGACAACCAAACCGGCAGAAGUAUGCCGCCUCCAACUCAAGCGUCCAAACUCGGAGACGAAAUACGAAGCUUUCGUUGUGGCAGACAUCCCCCAGGCUUGGGGCCUUGCCCUGAUGUCAAUCACGCCGGACACUCUGGCAGUAUCUUCAAUUGAACCUGAGAAGGUUCAAGUCACCCUCGAGGAUCCGGAAUGGCUGGUCGACAAUCUCGCUUCGGGUGUGGCCGCAGCCACGCUGCUCAUGGAUGCUGGAUCAAAGCAGACCUCUCGUAUUUGA